UUGUACAUCUUCAAAAAAUAUAACCUAUUGUUUGAACUCGUUAAGGUAAAAAUAAUAACAGCGCACAAUGGCAACAAGUCGAUUAGAACGAAUUGGGACUAUUUUUAGCAGAACUGAGGGCCUACUUUUGCGUGGAGCGAUGAAACCAGAUGAUAGACCGUUAUGGUUUGAUAUUUACAAAGCAUUUCCACCUACAACGGAACCAAAAUUUGCAAGACCAAAACCCGAAAAUAAGCCCAUUAGACAAAUUCUCUACAAAGAAGAUAUCCUUAGAGCGAAAUUUCACGCCAAAGGACAUGGAUUAAGUUCUAACAUGUUUAGUUUGAAUGAAACAUAUACAAAGAAGCUCAUACAAAAGUUCGAGCAAUUGAAAUCUGAGAGUAUUUCUGAAGAAGAAUUAAUUGAAAAAUGCGUCACAGCUGUCGGUAGUGAGCGACAAACAGAAGCUACUAAAACUACAACGAAGAAUCCCGAUUCAGUAUCCUCCCACGUUUUAAAUGAAGCCAAUCUUAAAAAUAUUUUUAAAGAAUAGAUAAUUGCCUAUGUCUGCAUUUGUAUUAGUUAUAGUUUUUUAGUGUAAAUUUUCUUUGUUUCUUACAUAAAUAA
Vanessa tameamea is the source of this 606-nucleotide messenger RNA. It is a transcript of the gene mRpS23, whose product is annotated as mitochondrial ribosomal protein S23. NCBI's taxonomy places the organism in Eukaryota, Metazoa, Arthropoda, Insecta, Lepidoptera, Nymphalidae. The transcript has 4 exons. The coding region runs from base 68 to 532 and encodes 154 amino acids. Gene Ontology annotation, biological process: translation. The record is from RefSeq and is a predicted model, not a curated record. Gene Ontology annotation, molecular function: structural constituent of ribosome. Gene Ontology annotation, cellular component: mitochondrion; ribosome.